Pan troglodytes (chimpanzee) is the source of this 6193-nucleotide messenger RNA. It is a transcript of the gene ZBTB1, whose product is annotated as zinc finger and BTB domain containing 1. Gene Ontology annotation, molecular function: DNA-binding transcription factor activity, RNA polymerase II-specific; protein binding. The coding region runs from base 2752 to 4893 and encodes 713 amino acids. NCBI's taxonomy places the organism in Eukaryota, Metazoa, Chordata, Mammalia, Primates, Hominidae. Gene Ontology annotation, biological process: regulation of transcription by RNA polymerase II. The transcript has 3 exons. The record is from RefSeq and is a predicted model, not a curated record. Gene Ontology annotation, cellular component: nucleus.
GCCAACAUGGCGAAACCCUGUCUCUACAAACAAUACAAAAGUUAGCUGGGCGUGGUGCCGCAUGCCUGUAGUCCCAGCUAUUCGAGAGACUGAGGUGGGAGGAACGCUUGAGUCUGGAAGGCGGAGGUUGCAGUGAGCCGAAAUUGCCCCAUUGCACUCCAGCCUGGAUGACAGAGCCAGACCCUGUCUCAAAAAAAAGAAAAGAAAAAAGAAGUCCCAAACAGAGUGAGCUAGACAUUGAAAAGGUUCUAAGCAAAGGAACAGCAUGUGUGAAAUGGCAAGGCUUUUGGUGUGUUAGGUUAUUUGGGAUCAGGGGGAAUCUUAAAUAAAGCUUAAAAAUGGAGUUAAGUUUCUUAGAAUGAACAUACAUUUUAUGAUUUUUUUAAAUUGGUUUCAUUUUGUUGAAUUUCAAUUAUAUGAUUGUGAUGUUUUCAGGAUUUUGGUUUGAAUUAAACAAAACUGGAGCCACAAAAUUGGAAACAAUACAAUUUUUUAAAAAAUGUGUAGGAUCUGGCCGGGUGUGUGGUGGCUCACGCUUGUAAUCCCAGCACUUUGGGAGGCCGAGGCAGGUGGAUCACGAGGUCAGGAGAUUGAGACCAUCCUGGCUAACAUGGUGAAACCCCGUCUCUACUAAAAAUACAAAAAAAAAAAGUUGGCCGGGCGUGGUGGUGGGCGCCUGUAGUCCCAGCUACUCGGGAGGAUGGCGUGAACCUGGGAGGCGGAGCUUGCAGUGAGCCAAGAUCGUGCCACUGCACUCCAGCCUGGGUGACAGAGCGAGACUCCGUCUCAAUUAAAAAAAAAGUGUAGGAUCUGCUCAAAGAAGGAAACUGGGUAAUCCCUCCCAUCAUCAUAGAGAGAGCUGUCUCACCAGUUAUUCAUUCAGUAACACUUACUGAAUACUUAAUAUUCCAGAGAAAUGAAAAAGCCAAAGUCCUCGCCUUAAAGUUGCUCACAAUCUCAUGGGGGAGACCAACACAUAAUUAUAACCAAUUCUUAUUUAGCACUUACUCCAUGAGAGAUAUACUUAACAAUAGUUCUUCAGAGGUAGAAAGGAUUACCAUCCCUUCUCUAAGCAACCUUCUCAAGGUCACACACUUAAUAAGUGGCAGAGCCAGAAUUUGAACCCAGGCAGUCUGGUUAGUUUGUGCUUUAACACCUACUUUAUGUAGCUGUUCUGAUUAUUAAAAUACAGUGUAAAAAGUGCAAAAUAAAGAGGUAAUACACAAUGAGAUCAAAACCUAAAAUAGUGGGAGAGGAAGGUGUUACAGAGGCUUUCUGCAGGAGGUGAUAAACUGAUUUUUAAAUGAUAUCUGGGAGGUUCAGACCCAAAGAACCAAUCGGCAUGAGUAAAACUGCAGGGGAAGUAAGAAAUUUAUGAAGUAUACUGGGUGUGUGUGGAGGAGGGUGAAGGUGGUGAUGAGCAGUUUUAUGUUGCUUGAACAUGAAGUUUGAAGCAGGCAGUAGCUAAACAUGUAAGACUAGAUGGGUGGGCAUGGAGGGCUUUGUAUGCCUCAAUAAUGAUUUUAUACUUUAGUCUGAAGAUAUGUGAGGGGAACCAUGGUAGAAUAGUGUGAUAUGAUUUUUCUUCUUCAUGAAUCAUCUUCAAAACAGCAUUGCUCUGGGAAGAAAAAGAUUACCUGAGAGUGAAGGAUUUGAGAGACUGGUUGAGGAGCCUAUUUUAAUAACUCAGGAGUGAUAAUAGAGGCCUUGCAAGAGCAGGAAAGGUAGGGAUGGAGUAGAUGGGCAGAUUUGAGAAAUAUUUAAUGGGAAAAUUGGCAACACUUAAUGGUUGAUUAUGAGGGAGAAGUUCUAGGUAGCUCCCAAGUAGUCUAGGUGAUUGGUACAUAGUGGUGGCAGCUGAGACAAAAUACAGGGAGGGGCAUUUUUAAGUGGGUUCCAGACAAAAUCUGAGUCCACAGAAUUAGUACUUUGAAAUAGAAGUCCUACAAAACGAACCCUAAGAAUAUAAAUGCCAUGUGCAAUAAGGGAUUUCCUGGUGAAGCGUUUUUAGCUGAGAAGAGCCUACUGUUUACACAGUGCCCUCUGGUGGUCAGAAGAUGCUGUGCUGUCUCGUUAGGAUGAAUGGAUUAAAAUAUACUUUUCCUCCUGCUUCUGGAGGGAGAGAGGAAUAUUCCAGAAGCCACUGUGUUCCUUCUGCUUUGUGGAUAAGUUCAUUUCUUAGAAUAUAAUGCAACUGAACUACAGGAACAUCUCACUUAUUUGUAAGUUAUUUGGUUGGCAACCUCAGCUAUCCAGUGCCUUGGCCUGAUGCAAAAGAGGAGGGAAAUAUGAUCGCCUGUCAGCAAAAUUCAGGAAUUAAAACUUUACAUCUUACUUAUGAGCAUUUCCCUAGAUCUUCAGAAGAUGUUGUGCUCCCUCUUUAGGAUGAAUGGAUAUGUAGAUUCAAUUUUCAAUGAGUUUUUGUCUAAUUUCACAGCCAAGAAGAGAUUGAAAUGGUGGGCCACAGGAGAUCAGCACACCUUUCAGAAGUGACAGUUGUUGGCUUGCAAGUAAAGAGACAGAAAAAUACUAACUAGCCAACAAAGCCCAAUCUCCAAAAGCAUAACAGUCUGAGGCCAUUUUGUCAUGAUGCCUUCUUCUGUAGAGUGGGUGCUUUGCAGAAUACGUGUUGAAUGAAAUCACUGAUCUAGGAAAAGUAAAAAUUCCUCGAAUACAGAAUACUUGUGCUACUGCUGAUGAUCAACACUUUAUACAGUGCCUGGUAUACCAAAGGUCUCUAAUUAACAGAAGAUGGCAAAGCCCAGCCACAGCAGCUAUGUCCUUCAGCAGCUAAACAACCAAAGAGAAUGGGGUUUUCUCUGUGACUGCUGUAUUGCAAUUGAUGACAUUUACUUUCAAGCACACAAGGCAGUUCUAGCUGCCUGUAGCUCCUAUUUUAGAAUGUUUUUCAUGAACCAUCAGCAUAGUACUGCACAACUGAAUCUCAGCAACAUGAAAAUUAGUGCAGAAUGUUUUGAUCUCAUUUUGCAGUUUAUGUAUUUAGGAAAAAUUAUGACAGCUCCCUCCAGUUUUGAGCAGUUUAAAGUGGCAAUGAACUACCUACAGCUAUACAAUGUUCCUGACUGUUUAGAAGACAUCCAGGAUGCAGAUUGUUCUAGUUCAAAAUGUUCCUCUUCUGCUUCCAGCAAACAGAACAGCAAAAUGAUAUUUGGGGUAAGAAUGUAUGAAGAUACUGUGGCUCGAAAUGGCAAUGAAGCCAACAGGUGGUGUGCAGAACCAAGUUCAACGGUAAAUACACCACAUAAUAGAGAGGCUGAUGAAGAGUCUUUACAAUUAGGUAAUUUUCCUGAGCCACUAUUUGAUGUAUGUAAAAAAAGUUCCGUGUCCAAAUUAUCUACUCCAAAAGAACGUGUGUCAAGACGCUUUGGGCGGAGUUUUACCUGUGAUAGCUGUGGAUUUGGCUUUAGCUGUGAAAAAUUAUUAGAUGAGCAUGUGCUAACCUGUACUAACAGACAUUUAUACCAAAACACAAGAUCUUACCAUAGAAUAGUAGAUAUUAGAGAUGGAAAAGACAGUAACAUCAAAGCUGAAUUUGGUGAAAAAGAUUCUUCCAAAACAUUUUCUGCACAGACGGACAAAUACAGAGGAGACACAAGCCAGGCUGCUGAUGAUUCAGCUUCAACCACUGGAAGCAGAAAAAGUAGCACAGUGGAGUCUGAAAUAGCCAGCGAAGAGAAAAGCAGAGCUGCUGAGAGGAAAAGGAUUAUUAUUAAGAUGGAGCCAGAAGAUAUUCCUACAGAUGAACUGAAAGACUUUAACAUUAUUAAAGUUACUGAUAAAGACUGUAAUGAAUCCACUGACAAUGAUGAAUUAGAAGAUGAACCUGAAGAGCCAUUUUAUAGAUACUAUGUUGAAGAAGAUGUCAGCAUAAAAAAAAGUGGUAGGAAAACUCUAAAACCUCGAAUGUCAGUAAGUGCUGAUGAAAGAGGUGGUUUAGAGAAUAUGAGGCCCCCUAACAACAGCAGUCCAGUACAAGAGGAUGCUGAAAAUGCAUCUUGUGAGCUGUGUGGACUUACAAUAACCGAGGAGGACCUGUCAUCUCAUUACUUAGCCAAACACAUUGAAAAUAUCUGUGCAUGUGGUAAAUGUGGACAAAUACUUGUAAAGGGUAGGCAGCUUCAGGAACAUGCUCAACGUUGUGGCGAGCCCCAAGAUCUGACCAUGAAUGGGUUAGGAAAUACUGAGGAGAAAAUGGACUUGGAAGAGAAUCCUGAUGAGCAGUCCGAAAUAAGAGAUAUGUUUGUUGAAAUGCUGGAUGAUUUUAGGGACAAUCAUUACCAGAUAAACAGUAUCCAAAAAAAGCAGUUAUUUAAACAUUCUGCCUGCCCUUUUCGAUGUCCUAAUUGUGGCCAGCGUUUUGAAACUGAAAAUCUAGUGGUUGAACAUAUGUCUAGCUGCUUAGAUCAAGAUAUGUUUAAGAGUGCCAUCAUGGAAGAAAAUGAAAGAGAUCACAGACGAAAGCAUUUUUGUAAUCUGUGUGGAAAAGGAUUUUAUCAGCGGUGUCACUUAAGAGAACACUAUACUGUUCAUACUAAGGAAAAACAGUUUGUUUGUCAAACAUGUGGAAAGCAGUUUUUAAGAGAGCGUCAGUUGCGACUGCACAAUGAUAUGCACAAAGGCAUGGCCAGGUAUGUCUGUUCCAUUUGUGAUCAAGGAAACUUCAGAAAACAUGACCAUGUACGGCAUAUGAUUUCUCAUUUAUCUGCUGGUGAGACUAUAUGCCAGGUCUGCUUUCAGAUAUUCCCAAAUAAUGAACAGUUGGAGCAGCACAUGGAUGUUCAUCUGUAUACAUGUGGAAUAUGUGGAGCAAAAUUUAAUUUGAGGAAAGAUAUGAGAUCACAUUAUAAUGCCAAGCAUUUGAAAAGAACCUAAGUGAUUUUCUACUGUACUAAUGUUUAGAUGAUAGCAGAUAAAACACCAAAGCAAAGGAUAUGAGCUAUUUAGGAAUUGAUUAUAUAAGAUGAUUUGUUAGAAACAAAUUUCAAGGCCCUUUUAACUUUAAUAUUUUUGUUUAGGAUUUUAAGUAUUUACAUUUAGGUAUUAAAUGUUUAUCAUUUUUGUUGUUUCUUAAUAGAAUUAUUUGUUUUUAGUUUUUCUUAGCUAUGAUUAAAAUUUUUAAAUGUAGACUACAAGUGGUUGUUACCCAUUCAAUGACUAUUAAACUUUAGUUUUUCAUCAAUAAGGUGAUGACUUCACUAUUUCUAUGUGUUUUUUUUUUUUUAAGGUUAUCCUGUGAAAUUUUAAACCCAGAAUCAUUGGCCAUUUCUGUUUAAAUUUUAAAAAUUCCUUAAGUAAUUAUUUGAAACUAUCCCGUUUGCUUUUAGUGAGUUAACUACUCUUUAUUCCCCCUUAUUAAUGAAAUUCAUAUUCUUAAAUUGACAAGCUUAUUAGGCAAGUUAGGUGCACUGAAUCUAACCUUUAAGGUUGACAUGGGCUCAAACUUGGCCUAAAAAGAUUGAUGAACCUGAGGAAAUUUUUAUAAAUGAAUAUUUCCUAUAAUUGAUAAAAUAUUAUCAUUUAAUUAUCACAUUUAAAACUUAUAUUAAGUGUAAAUUCCAGUGGCUUUACCUCACUUGAAAAAUUAGUGGGGAUAAGCCAUUUUGUUUUGUGAUAUUAAAUUUAACUAUGAUAGUUAAUUAAAAAGACAUAUCUUGUAUUCAUUAAAAAUAUUUUAAUUUAAAAUAUUCUGAUUUCUAAAGUGUGUUAGCUUAUCAAUUAUUUUUGUUUAUAAAUAGACUUUAAUAGCUCUCUAAGAAUAUGACCUCUAAAGGAAAAGAUGAUUUUUUACAAUACAUACUUCUGGAACUUUGAGAUUUGAGAAAGCUUCCAUGUAUAUUGAUAAAUCUAAUAAAGAGAUCAAUUAUAAACCUGGUUGUUCUAUAAAAGUAGAGUGCACAAAAAAAUGUCUUGUGUUUUAUACUGUCUAAGAUUUGGAGGAAAUGUGGCAAAUUGCAGUUUAUCGCCAUAUUUUAUUAUCAUUUUUUUCUGUAAAAGACUAUAAAACUUGAGGAUUAUAAAAUAAUCACAGAGUAUAUCAAUGGAAACAGUUUAUCAUUUUUUCAGUUAAAGUAGUACUAUUGUUAGUUGUUGCUGACACAGGGUCUACAUAAUUACAUGUGAAUUAAAACAUUGGCAAAACUGACCCACCAAUAAACACAUCUAUUGAAUAGAA